This is a messenger RNA of Halichondria panicea, 4445 nucleotides long. RefSeq names its product transcription elongation factor B polypeptide 3-like. Gene Ontology annotation, cellular component: nucleus; elongin complex. The transcript has 14 exons. Bases 120 to 1433 code for a protein of 437 amino acids. The record is from RefSeq and is a predicted model, not a curated record. Gene Ontology annotation, biological process: transcription elongation by RNA polymerase II. Lineage: Eukaryota; Metazoa; Porifera; Demospongiae; Suberitida; Halichondriidae.
UGAUAAAUAGCGAAAUGUGUAAAAUUGAAAAGCUUUGCAUGUCUACACACUUUAUAUAAUAUAGCUAGCUCAAGGUACUGGUGCCGGUGGUUUGUACACCAGAUCAGAACAGAGCAGCUAUGGAUGACUUGCAAUCGAUCUUAAAGCUCAAGAAGAAGUUGACUGAAGCUGUGGAGCAAGGAAAAGAGGAGGGCUAUGUUCUUAAAGUUCUCCAUCGACUGUCACAAGUACCGAUGACGAUUGAAUUGUUACAGAACACUCAGAUUGGAAGAGACGUGAAUGCACUUCGUAAAAUGUCCAACACCAUCAAAACAGAGUCGAAAGCCCUCGUCCAGAAAUGGAAACGACUUUUACCACCAGCCGAGCCUGGCCACCCACCACAGCCUAAACCAACCAAUGAAAGACACACACAUGCACAGACAGGUAGAGACGAUGAUGUUACAAUACUACAUGGGACAAAGCCUCAUAAGUCAUCAUCUAAGUCAAGAUCGAGAAGCAAAGCUGGCUCAUCUAAAGAACCUAAAAGCCUUGAUGACUUCUCCAAGGCUCUAAUGGGAAUGCCUGAAACACUCUCCAACAACGACACCAUGGAUUGUUUAGAUACUGAGUUCCCGGCCAUUGCCACACCCUCGCAUAGAGUGGCCCACAGAACAAAGGACAGUCUCGGGCCUUCGGAGUCUAUUACUAAACUACGAUCUAUCAGUCCACGACCCGUCCCUCAUGAGGUACACAAUGGUCAGCUCAGUAGCCUUGCUACGCCAAGCUACUCUUCAACGUCACCACAACAGACUAACCACAAGAAAAGGAAAGCUGAUGUGGCUGGCAGUACGGAUAUUGUUGCUCUCUCCAAGAAGUCUCGCACACAGGUUUACUCUGGCAAGAAAGCUUCAUCUGGUCCACAGUUUGUGACUCCUCUCUUUGAUCUGUGCAUAAAGGUCCUCAUCGACAACAUUGACGAUAUUGAAGAAGUUGGAGGAAUUCCCUUCUAUGUAUUGGAGCCUGUUCUAUCAAGAUCCACCGCAUCUCAACUCAUGAGGCUUGAAGAAUACAAUCCACAUUUUACUGAAGACAGUGAUGGCCUGUGGGAGAAGCACUGUCGUAAGGAGUUCAAAGGAGCAUUACCAAGAGGUCACCAAACAUGGAAGGAAUUGUACAUUGAUAGACUUGAAGAUCGUGAGAGAAAACUGCGAAGCCUCACUGCGAGAAUUAGUGCAACAGAGAAGGCAAGACAAGAUCCAAUUCGUAAAGUGAUAAGCACUGUGGCCACAAGAAAGCCUGGUCGUAGAGGGGCCAGUAGUGUGGCCUUCUUCCCAGGGAGGUCAGGACCGUCCUCCUUGGAACAGAAGGUGAAAUCAAAACCUCUAAUGAAGGCAACCAUGAAAAUGGCUCAGCAAAGAAAUUCCAGGAUGCGCUUUAAACCCAGUCAGAGAUAGUUUGUGGUUAACUACGGUCUGUCUAGUUUGUUUGUGCACUUUUUGUUGUGAAAUGUUUGCAUUUAAGUUUUUCUAUCCGGGGUAAAUAAUAGAUCAUCCCAAGUACGUCUACGAACCUAGUGCGCAUGCCCUGUAACAAUAAUUAUUACUUUUCGUUCCAGCUGCAUUGUUAUGGGUUGAUCAAAGAGUAUGCAUGAAUGAUUGUUGUCAAUGAUCAGAGAUAUUUCGUACUUGCAACAGAUUCUUGCACUCACUGUUUCAAGAAAUCUUAUGAUUGGUUACAUUGUUAGCUAUAUAAUUAUGUAUGUCAGCAUUGCUAGUAAAGUUAAAGCGGUGAUGGUAAAAAUGGUAAAAAUUAAGUGCAUGAUAAUUAUCAUGCUAUGCAUAAAUUUAUAGAGUUGAACUGAAAAAUAAUGACGAAAAUGAUGAUGAUGAUGCAAGUAUUCAGAUGUAUUUAGUCAUAAUUUUUGUUUCGCAACUGUAGGGUCCUUUGCUGUAAAUGUUCCUCGAGAUGUCGAACCACAUCGGUUCUUGUACAAUGGAAUAACCCAUCUUCUUGUAAAAAGGCACAGCAAAUGUUGUUGACACAAUUCCCACUUUAAUAUACUGCUCAUUCUUCGCUUUGUCCUCCAUAGCUUGCAAUAGUUUCUUCCCAAUGCCACAUUUUUGGUGGAAGGCACUCACAUACAGUGUUUCUAUUUGUAUGUCACAUUCGUGCUGUUUAGGAACUCUGUGUUGCUCGUUGGUGUUCAGGUAGCCAAAUCCAAGUUCUUAUACUCAAACAAGCUCCUGUCAAACUGCCAGUUUGGCUUCAGACCAAAAUCUUCAACUCAAGAAGCCCUCCUAUCUGUCACUAACGACUGGCACAAACUUCUAGAAAAUGAUCACCAAGUGGCAACUGUGUUCUUUGACGUCAAGAAAGCAUUUGACUCAGUACCCCACCCACAGAUCAUAUCCUCUCUCCAAGUCGUAGGCAUUUGUGGCAACCUACUGCAUUGGAUAAAAGACUAUCUUACCAACAGAGAGCAAGGGGUAGUCCUGGAGGGAACUAUGUCAGACCCUGUUGCAGUGACCUCAGGUGUCCCACAAGGGUCAAUCUUAGGACCGCUAUUAUUCAACAUUUUCAUGAACUCAAUUGCUAACAUCAACCUGUCCACCAAUGCCAAACUCAUUCUAUACCCAGACGAUAUCUUUCUCUACAAGCCCAUAAACUCGACAAUUGAAACUCAGGACCUACAGGGAGACGUCAAUGAAAUAAACUACUGGAUGCAAUCUCACGGCCUCACAGCAAACCACUCCAAGACCAAACUGCUUACAAUAACUCGCUCUACACGCACUAUCCCAAUGAAUAUAGAUAUAAACAACCAUCGGAUCUCCCCAUGUGAUACUGUAAAGUACCUUGGUGUUACUAUCAAUAAUGAUCUAAAAUGGGCAUGUCACAUACACAACACCUGCAAGAAGGCCAAACAACAUCUUGGCUUCAUCCAUCGCAAGUUCCAUAAAUCACCACCUCAGAUCAGGAACCAGAUCUACCGCACGGCUGUUCUGCCUAAGUUAGACUAUUGCGGUGCAGUCUGGGACCCUCAUCACCACACAGAUAUAAAAAAACUGGAAAGCGUCCAAAAAUUUGCAGGGAAAAUUGUAACGAAGCAGUGGAGGGCAGAAUACCCUGACCUGCUUGCCUCCUUAAACUGGAAACCUCUGUCAUCUCGAAGGAAAAACCAAAAACUGAAAGUCUGCUUUAAUAUACUUAAUAAUUUAUCUAUAAUAUCUCCCAAUGUUUUCACCCUCCAUCCUCGCCCUUCCCCCCGUCACCCUCAUAAUCAAAUUAUUUUAAAACCAUAUGUUAAAACCCUAGCCCAUAGACAUUCCUUUUUUGUAAGCGUAAUCCCCAUUUGGAAUUCCCUUCCCCUAAAUGUUAUCAGUAGCCCUAGCCCAUCUGCUUUUAAAUUAUCCCUGUCAAAAUUAUAGCAAUAAGUUAAAAUUUUUUUUUUUUUUCCUUUUUUUUUCUUUUUUUUCACUUAAGUACACCUGCACCUGCACCUUUACUUUUUGGUUAUGGACUGACUUCAUUAUUAGCUUCAUUUAGCUACCUUGUCAUAUCCUGUAUGCUUCCUCUGCAUCAAACAUUAUAAAGAAAAAAAAAAAAAAAAAAAAUUCACACCUUUUACUCGUAAAUCCACCCACGCAUAUUUGUGCUUUGUCAGCAUUCCAUGUGUUUACUUCUCCACUCUAAAUAUAAUAGUAAGAAACUGCAGACCUAUGGGUACAGGAUCUUUGGCAGUGGUUAUCAGUGGAGCAACUCUGCUUUUGGUUGUCAUUGUGGUGGCACCAUUUGCUCUGUGCUGUUUUUUUCGUAGGAGAAAAAGGGAUGAGGAAUCUAGUCCUUUGUUGGAGAGUAACCUUCUGGCUAUAUCUAGCAAACCAGUCAAAAGAGACUCAUAUGGUGGGGCUAGUAGGUUGUCUCCUACCAAAUCUGACCCUCCUCUGACAUCCGCACCAGCUGAUGCUCCCACUACUAGUAGCAAGCAUGCACAGUCAGUGAGGCAAAAGUAUAGAUUGGGAGGAAAAACGGAACAAAACUCACAGCAGGUAAUUCCUCCCCAGGCAUCAGCAUCAGCUGAGGCUCCCAAUACUGAUAUCGUAGCGAUACAUGAGAAGAAGUCAACACAGUCAGUGAGGUCCAAGAAUAGAUUGGGAGGAAAAAUGGACAAGAAUGCACAGGCAUUGGGUGAACGAAAAGACAAAUUAAAAACUAUUGAGAGGACGUGUGGAGAACUUGAUGAUAAAGCAGCUGGGUUCCUUUCUCUGGCAGAUGAUCUAGUAGCCAAAAAGAAAAAGAAGAAAAAGUCCUCUAGAAAAUAAAAUUGACAACUUGACUUAAGACUAAAGUUAAAUGGGGAUGUUUUUCUUUGCACAUUGUUCUCUCCGCUGUUUUCAUGUGUUUCCUUUUUGUGUAAUUGGUGUGUAUAUAGCAAUGGCUAUGAGCCAUAUAAAGGUUAUUGAUUGAAA